Molecule: messenger RNA, 2045 nt
Organism: Argiope bruennichi
Lineage: Eukaryota; Metazoa; Arthropoda; Arachnida; Araneae; Araneidae
Product: DEAD-box helicase Dbp80-like
Exons: 3
Coding region: 319-1878 (519 amino acids)
Biological process (GO): poly(A)+ mRNA export from nucleus
Cellular component (GO): nucleus; cytoplasmic stress granule
Molecular function (GO): ATP binding; RNA binding; RNA helicase activity
Source: RefSeq, a predicted model, not a curated record
CUACUUUUGACAUUAUCAUAUCAGAAUUUAUGUUUAUUAUUAUAACAUUCGACUGCAACGUUUACCAGUAGCCAAAACAUUGGAGAUUGCACCAUCUGCAUGGUGCCUUCUACAUUGCAGUUUAUAUCAUCACGCUGGAAUUUGUUUUGUAUCAUCUUCUUUCGUCUAUUCAAACCUUUUUCCACAAUUAUAAACAACCGAUUCUACACCCAGGAAUUGAAACGAGCAUUCGGUUAAUCUUCUAUCUUAAAUUUGCGCUUUCCUCGCCAAAACGCUGGUCUUUGGAUUAUAUUUCUCGUCACAGACAUCCGAAACAUUAUGUUUUCAAAUCGUGCAAUGACUACCUCUCUUGAGGAUUGGGACUCUUCAGUUGAAACAGAAGAAAAGAACUCGUCUUCAGGUGUCAUACCUCGAAAGCAAAUUCAUGAUGUCGUCGAUAACAUAAAGCUAUCAUUAAAGCAUGGUCGCCUUGAAGAGAGACAGAGGAGAUUGUCGGCCAUGCUUUCCUCCGAUAUUCGCUCGUCAAAACUGGAUAACAGGAUUUCCUUUAAGCCCAGUAUGGAUUCGCUUCUCACUGAAGAUGAUGACGAAAAAGCCUUGACACCAGCAGAAAUAUCUUUAAUGAGGAAAAUUUUGAGGUCACACCUGCUGAAUAGUUCUCACGAAGUGGAAGUACUAAGAAGAGAUGCUAAAUCUCCUCUGUACUCCGUAAAGUCUUUUGACCAACUGAACUUGCCCCCCGAUCUCUUGAAAGGUGUAUACGCUAUGGGUUUUAAUGCCCCAUCAAAAAUUCAAGAGACAACAUUGCCCGUUCUCAUCGCCGAUCCUCCAGUUAACCUUAUUGCUCAGUCCCAGAACGGAACUGGUAAAACAGCUGCCUUUGUUCUCGCCAGUUUGACCAGAGUUCACACGGAACUGCGUUAUCCUCAAGUGCUUAUCUUGGCGCCAACUUACGAACUGGCAAUGCAGAUCGGUGAAGUAGCUCAGAAGAUGGCACAGUUUUGCGAAGGGAUCGAAUUCAGAUAUGUUGUCAAAGGGCAGACACUGCCAAGAAAUUAUACUUUAACAGAACAUGUUUUGAUUGGGACGCCAGGGAAAGUCUUUGACUGGGGAAGACGCCAGCGCAAUUUCCAGUUCGAAAAACUGACUACUUUUAUUCUUGACGAAGCUGAUAUCAUGAUCUCUAUGCAAGGUCAUCAUGACCAGUGUCUUCGCAUCCACCGUCUUUUGUCUCCCGAAUGCCAGUGCAUUUUGUUUUCAGCCACUUACUCUCCUGAAGUAAUGGCCUUUGCAGAAAUGAUUAUUAAGGAUCCCAUGGUCUUAACAUUAAGAAAAGAGGAAGAAUCACUUGAAAAUGUGAAGCAGUACUACAUCGAGUGCAAUACUGCAAGUAAAAAAUAUGCUGCUUUGACCAAUAUUUAUGGAGUACUUUCUAUUGGGCAAGCAAUCAUAUUUUGUAGAACAAAGAAGACAGCUUCGUGGCUAGGAAGCAAGAUGUCUCAAGAUGGACAUUCUGUUGGAUAUCUGUCUAGUGAACUGAGUAUGGAUGAACGAUUAUAUGUUUUGACACGCUUCCGGGAAGGAAAGGAAAAGGUCUUAAUCACGACGAAUGUAUGUUCCCGGGGUAUCGAUAUCGAACAAGUGACUCUCGUUGUCAAUUUCGACCUGCCAGUGACGAUCAACAAGGAAGCCGAUUGCGAAACCUACCUCCAUAGGAUCGGCCGCAGUGGGCGAUUUGGAAAGCGCGGCAUCGCCAUCAACAUGGUAGAGAAAGAGGAAGAUUUGCAAAUAUUGAAAAAUAUUGAGGACCACUUCGGUCGAAAGAUAGUGAAACUAGAUGCAGAUGACGUCGAUGCAUUGGAGAACAUGGACGCUUGAAUUGCCCUUCAUUCACAUUGGUCUUAUAUUGUUGAUUUGUUGUUUCAUUCUUAGAAUUUUCAUAGAAGUAUCAUGCAUUUUAAAAAUGUUUGAUUUAAAAAAUAUAUGUCCCAUUAAUCAUUUAAGUGUUGUAAGUUACAACAAUUUUGUUUUCUUAAUAAAGUUCU